GUCGCGGAUCUGCUCCUUGGAGGCGUGCGAAAAUUUUGAGCUCACCAUCUGCAUGCGGGUGAUGUGCUUUUUCCACCACAAGUACUUCUGCACGUUCGGGCCAAGCGCUGUCAGCAGCCUUUCCUGACCGGAACCGCGACACCAGCAACCACUUCUCUCAGGGACAGGGCACACACCGCUCGGUCUGCAGUUGCCGCCUUUGGACCAGCCCGACGAUGGCACCGCAAUUCCUCGACUCCAUCCGCGAAGGCUAUGACACCAUGUUCCACAAAUGGGGCGACCCACGGACCUCUAAUCUUCCUUUGAUGGGCAGCCCCUUCCCAACCCUUUUCAUCUUAUUCUGCUAUUUGCGGUUCGUGAACGUGUGGGGCCCAAACUUCAUGAGGAACAGAAGAGCGUUCAAUUUGGACCGCAUAAUCAUCGUGUACAACCUGCUCAACGUUCUGGUCAGCGCGUGGCUCUUCUACGAGGCCUGGGACGGCGCCUGGAAGGAAUACAGCUACACCUGCCAGCCGGUCGACUGGACGGACAACCCCAAAAGCAGAAGGAUAAUCCGAGCCAUGUACGUCUAUUUCCUGGUGAAAGUAAUAGAACUGGUGGACACGGUUUUCUUCAUCCUGCGCAAGAAACUGAACCAGGCGUCGUACCUGCACAUCUACCACCACACUGGCAUGGUCAUGCUCUCCUGGGGAGGCACCAAGUGGCUGCCGGGUGGCCACGGCACUUUCCUAGGAUUCAUCAACAGCUUCGUCCACGUUGUCAUGUACUCCUACUACCUGAUUACAGCGCUCUAUCCUCAGUACAAGCAGAAUAUUUGGUGGAAGAAAUACAUCACGCAAAUGCAAAUGAUUCAGUUCGCGAUGAUCAUCAUUCACUCGAUGCAGCUUCUGUUCCGAGAAUGCGACUAUCCAAAGUUCACCGUUCCGAUUGUGGUAUCGCAGAACGCCUACAUGUUCCUGCUUUUCUUCAGGUUCUAUUUGUCGGCCUACGUGAUGAAGAAGCCGCAGCAACCGCAGACAAACGGCGUGCAGCACCCGGCCGCCGACACGAAAGCCGCCACCGGUGGACCGAAACAGUCAUGAACGUGCCCGAUUAAAUUAAGUUAAAGUGUAAUUGAUUGUAAUAAAAGCUCAGCACUGCGAGGAUUGUCGGAUUGUGGCUGAGAAACAACUCACGAUUUUUGUACAAGGAAGGUUUUGUUUGAGACUCUUAUAAAUUGCAGAUUAAUCUUGAACCUAAAUAAUAAAAUAAAAUAUUUUGCACGAUAACCCAAAGACUUCUCAAAUAAAGGUCAGUUCUCUAAGCAU
Molecule: messenger RNA, 1307 nt
Organism: Cloeon dipterum
Lineage: Eukaryota; Metazoa; Arthropoda; Insecta; Ephemeroptera; Baetidae
Product: very long chain fatty acid elongase AAEL008004-like
Exons: 9
Coding region: 216-1082 (288 amino acids)
Biological process (GO): fatty acid elongation, saturated fatty acid; sphingolipid biosynthetic process; very long-chain fatty acid biosynthetic process
Cellular component (GO): endoplasmic reticulum membrane
Molecular function (GO): fatty acid elongase activity
Source: RefSeq, a predicted model, not a curated record